Chara braunii is the source of this 2251-nucleotide messenger RNA. Lineage: Eukaryota; Viridiplantae; Streptophyta; Charophyceae; Charales; Characeae. The record is from the annotation of a GenBank genome assembly.
CGAAACAGACGGCAUGCGCCAGCACGGAGUCCCUGAUUGCUAGUGAGCAUCAGUGGACAACGGUACUCCAAGGCAUGAUCUUUGUGCCUACGGAAACGCAGGCGGAGCCGACACAGGCGGAGGCAGAGAGAAGUAACCUGGCUACCGUGAUGUUGAACGUAAUGAGGGGAGUAAUGUGGAACAACAAACUACUGCAGGCACACCUGCACGCGGAACGACAGCAAAAACAGCAGUACCAGCAAGACCUGGCCGCUGUAACGGCCGGCGUCCGCAACGCAGCAAUGCAGCAGCAGCAACUGCAACAGCUGAUGAACUCUGCCAUCGCACGUAUCAACGGCAUUGAGGCCAAGGCCUCAGCAGCGCCAGGCUGCACGACGGACGCGACGAAGCAAAUCAACGAACGCAUCGAUCACGUCGUCACCAUCAUCGGCGACAUAGGUGUUUUCAACGGACCGGACACGAUCAGCAGCACGGUGGCCGCCAUCAAGACGGACAUCACCAAGCUACAGACGAGACUGGACGCCGCUACAAAKAYGUUCAAGAUGCCGCACUUCGACAUCUGCAAGUUCGACGACUACAACAAGUCGGACGCUUUGACAUGGUGGCAACGUUUCCUCACGGAAGCGUCAUGCCGCACUGUCCCGGCGAACGACAUGUUGAAGGCACUCUAUUUGCAACUGAUUGGAGGAGCGCAGGCAUGGAUGAACCACCUGGCGGCCACCCACAAGUGCACCAUCACCGAACUCCACACGCACAUCACGUGGAAGGAGUUCGAGCAGAUAUGGUUCACCCGGUUCAUGGUCCGCAACGUCGUGAAGGCGGCCAUGAAUGAGGUGUACACAUGCUCUCAAGGGAACAUGCCAACUCGAGACUGGACAACGAAGUGGCAAAAAAUAGUGACCACACCAAGCUUCGACUUGACGUUUCCAAAUCAACGAUCCGAGUUCUUCUCGCGAUCAUGCGCGGGAUUGCGGUCGGCACUCGGUAAUGAGUACGACUAUACCACAUUCCAGGGCAUUCUGGAUCGAGCGAACUUGGUCAUCCAAACGGACGACAAGGCCGCUAACGAGAGACAAUCCCAGCCGCAUUAUGUGGCUAACCAGGCCUAUCAACGUCCGGCACAUAACAAUGCCGUGAUUUCUGAGGAAACCGAUGACCACCACGCUGCAGCAACAUCCUCGGGUGAUGGAGGAAUUGUCGCAGCGCUCCCGCCGAAGCGUCCCAAGAGAGUUCGUAAGAACAAGGUGACACAAGAGACGGCAGCGACGGGAGCUGGGCAGCCAUGGACGGCAUAUAAGAUCACCAAGGAGGUCUAUGACCUACGUCAGAACGUCCUCAUCUACCUUGAUGAUAUCUUGGUUUAUAGUAGGACGUUGGACGAGCACAUCGUACACCUUCGCGUUGUUUUGAAUCGUUUGCGACUAGCCAAGUACAAAGCGAAUCUCGACAAGUGCGAAUUUGUCAGGCAAGAGCUUGAGUACUUGGGCCAUUUUGUCACGCCGAAAGGCAUUCGUCCCUUAGCGGACAAGAUCCAAGCCAUCGUGGAUUGGCCGGAACCCCGUUGCACGACGGAUGUACGCUCUUUCAUGGGUUUGGCUGGAUAUUAUCAGCGAUUCGUCGAGUCAUACUCGAAAGUCGCCGCUCCUUUGUCGAGACUUCAGUCCCCGAAGGUGCCCUUCGAGUUCGACGACGCAGCCCGUGGCGCGUUCAGUACGUUGAAGGCAGCAAUGCAAGCCGCACCUGCCCUCCGUAUAUACGACCCCACCCACCCAAGUGACUACGGACGCUUCGGGAUACGGUAUUGGUGCGGUGUUGGAACAGUGUCACGAGGACGGUUGGCAUCCGGUUGAGUAUUUCUCCCAAAAGGUGUCUCUCGUCAACACUCUCGACGACGCUAGUAAGAAAGAGCUACUUGCGUUCGUCACCGUUCUCAAACGGUGGCGCCACUUUCUUCUUGGCCGGCGGCGUUUCAAAUGGAAUACGGACAACAAUCCGUUGACCUUUUAUAAAACGCAAGACACGGUCACUAGCACGAUCGGUCGAUGGAUGUAUUACAUCGACCAGUUCGAUUUUGACCCAUGCCACAUUCCCGGUCCUGCCAAUCGAGCUGCGGACGCCCUCUCAUGACGGCCCGACUUUUGUGCCAUUGUGACCACGACAUUCGACCUCGAUGACGAUCUGCAGCAGCAUUUCCUCAAAGGCUACAAGUCCGAUCCGACUUACUCUACGCUUUACGCGGAGCUUUCAUCGG